AUGUCAACCUCUAGAACCUCAGAUACACCCUUCAAAGGAUAUGAUCCAAACCAAACCCAAAUGUGCCUAUCACUCCUUCAACGCAACACAUCUCCGUGUGGUGAGAGAAGAGGCAGAAGGAAACAAGCAGAACCAGGAAGGUUUCUUGGAGUGAGGAGGCGCCCUUGGGGUCGCUAUGCUGCUGAAAUUAGAGACCCUUCAACCAAAGAAAGGCAUUGGCUUGGCACAUUUGACACUGCUCAAGAAGCAGCUCUUGCUUAUGACAGAGCUGCUCUCUCCAUGAAAGGAAGCCAAGCAAGAACCAACUUUGUUUACACUGACAACAUCAACUUUCACUCUCUCCUUUCUCCCAUGGAUGCUCAAUCUCUCUUGCCAGCUUCUCAGCUCCUCACUAACACUCAUAUCAAACAACCAACCAAUCAAAAUAGCCUCUCUCAGCUUCAUACUUCAAACUGUGCAAACCCCUCCAUGCUGAACAAUGACGUGUGUGUUGAAACCGCAUUUGGGUCAGCUACGGAUGAUAAUUUUUUCUUUUCCAAUGAUUCUUCUAACUCGGGCUAUCUUGAAUGCAUUGUUCCUGAUAACUGUUUCAGACCUGCCUCUUCCAGUACCAACAGUUCAUCAAACUCCAGAAAGAGCAAUGUGAGUGCCUCAAGUGAUCAAAAGGUUAGCUCAAUCAACAAAAACUCCAUGGAGAGUCAUCCACCACACGCUGACAUGACUUCAUUCUCUAAAGAAACCAUGAAAAUGCCACCAAGGGAAUCUAACUUUUCAGAAUUUUCUUUUCCAAGUCAAGGAUUCUGGGAUGAUCAGCACUCAUGGGAUUGGAAUAGCAGUGAACUUUCAGCUAUAUUUAAUAACCCAUUAAGUGUUGAAGAUGGGUGCAUGGAUACACUGUACCCCAUCACGGAUAGUCCAAGUCCAAGCUAUGGCCUAUUGAAUCAAGCUGCUUCUUCAACUAAUUGUUCUCCAUCACUUCCACCCUUUGGGGACGUAGACUUGGGAUACCCACUCUUCUGA
Abrus precatorius (Indian licorice) is the source of this 1020-nucleotide messenger RNA. RefSeq names its product ethylene-responsive transcription factor LEP. The transcript has a single exon. The coding region runs from base 1 to 1020 and encodes 339 amino acids. NCBI's taxonomy places the organism in Eukaryota, Viridiplantae, Streptophyta, Magnoliopsida, Fabales, Fabaceae. Gene Ontology annotation, molecular function: DNA binding; DNA-binding transcription factor activity. Gene Ontology annotation, biological process: regulation of DNA-templated transcription. The record is from RefSeq and is a predicted model, not a curated record.